AUCUGGAGCUGCCCUGUGUAGGCCAUUAGGCCUCUUGCAGUCUCCCCAUGUUCUUAAUAUUUCAGGCAGACGUCCGGGAAGGCAGCCACAAAAUGGUGAAUCACGCCAAGUUCUUCAACGCAGACGCCAGGCGGAGAGAGCACCCUUACCUCGUCCGUCUGAGGCUGCCGUCUGAAAAGUUACACCAAAGCGUCAAUCUCGCGAGCGGCUUGCCUUGCCCGGCUAACUUCCCCUUCAAGGAGGCCACGGUCACGCUGCACAGCGGGGAGGUUCUGCACAUUUCGCCGAGACAGAUGGAGGUGGCGAUGCAGUACGGAACGGUUGGCGGAUUGAAUGAGCUUGUCACACAGCUGCGAGACAUGGCCACGAAGCUGUUCAACCCGCCUCACAUGGACGAGAGAGGUCUCAUCGUGACUGGCGGGGCCGCUCACUCCGCCAACCUCAUCCUGCAAACCUUCGUAGAGCCCGGAGACUACGUGUUCGUGCAGGAGAGUUCCUAUCCAACCAUCCUGGACACUCUCAGGCCGACGGACGUGAAGGUGGCGUCCGUCCCCAACGACAGCGAGGGCUUGCGAGCUGACCUGCUGGCGGAGGCGCUGAGCAAGACGCCCGCUGCCCGCCGCAAGCUGCUGUACGUCAUCCCCAACGGUGACAACCCAACAGGCAUUACGAUGAGCGAGAAGAGACGAAGAGAGAUUUACGACGUGGUGUGCAAGUACGACCUUCUCAUUGCCGAGGACGACCCCUACUACUUCAUCUACUUCGGGGCAAAGGUGACUGAGGGAGGGUAGGAGAUGGUUCAUGCCACUGUCUUUUACCUAGUUUACU
Eriocheir sinensis (Chinese mitten crab) is the source of this 828-nucleotide messenger RNA. Its product is annotated as kynurenine/alpha-aminoadipate aminotransferase, mitochondrial-like. Bases 48 to 791 code for a protein of 247 amino acids. Gene Ontology annotation, molecular function: pyridoxal phosphate binding; transaminase activity. The transcript has 5 exons. NCBI's taxonomy places the organism in Eukaryota, Metazoa, Arthropoda, Malacostraca, Decapoda, Varunidae. The record is from RefSeq and is a predicted model, not a curated record. Gene Ontology annotation, biological process: biosynthetic process.